AUGUUGGUCGGCGCAAGCGAGACUACCGCCGCCGAGUUCAAGAAGGUCAUGACGGCGGUGCUGGAGGCUGCGAUCAGCAGGCAGCAACCCCUCGGGGAGGUUGCGCACAACGUCGCACCGGCGCUGGAGUCCACCGCUCUGGCCAAAGCCUAUCCGGGGAAGAUCGGCAUCGCGGUGCCGCUUGACGCGCAGAUGGAGUACGAUAUCGAACACAGGGGGAGGAAGAGGCAGAGGGGCAAGCAGGGCAAGGACAGCUCGGGGAAGAAGGGGAAUAAGGGCAGAGCGGGCAAGGAUAGCACGACGGCAUAG
Closterium sp. NIES-65 is the source of this 309-nucleotide messenger RNA. Lineage: Eukaryota; Viridiplantae; Streptophyta; Zygnematophyceae; Desmidiales; Closteriaceae. The record is from the annotation of a GenBank genome assembly.